This is a messenger RNA of Papaver somniferum (opium poppy), 936 nucleotides long. RefSeq lists its product as uncharacterized. The record is from RefSeq and is a predicted model, not a curated record. The transcript has a single exon. Lineage: Eukaryota; Viridiplantae; Streptophyta; Magnoliopsida; Ranunculales; Papaveraceae. Bases 1 to 936 code for a protein of 311 amino acids.
AUGUUUAGUCUAAUUGGUAGAUUGGAUCUUGUCAAAUUAAAGUUUGAAACAACAGUCACAUCUUUGAAUAAUCAAUGGAAGCUUACAGGUAAUUCUCAUUUUAUUCCUAUUGGUAAGGGUUUUUUCAUUAUUAAACUUGAAUAUGAGAUUGAUAAGGAAUAUAUUUGGAAUCGUUAUUGGGAAGUUGAAUCUCAAAUUCUUAGCUUAAGAGAAUGGGAACCAAAUUUCAAACCUGCAAAUCAAAAAGUAACAACAGCUUUUGUGUGGGCUCAUUUUCCUAGAUUGCGUAUGGAAUAUCGGAAAGAAAAGAUUAUAAUGGAAUUGGGUGACAGAAUUGGCAGAGCUAUUAAGGUUGAUGAAACAACCUUACAGAGGAAAGUUGGGUAUUAUGCUAGUGUUUUAGUGGAAAUAGAUUUAACUCAACGAAUCCCUAAUCAUAUUCAAAUCAAAUCUAAGUAUCGUACUUUUGAGCAAGAAAUUCAAAUUCCUAGAAUUCCAAAAUUCUGCAAUCACUGUAAGAUAGUUGGUCAUUUAGUUACAGAAUGCAGAUCAAGCAGGAAGGAAGUGAAUGUGGAACAUAAUGAUGAUUUCAUUUCAGUUCAGCCUAAAAAUGUUUGGAGAGUUAAACAAAAGAAGAUUACUCCUGUUGGUUUUGAUAUUGCUCCAACUCCUUCUAAACUAAACUCUGUUAACAGCGCAGAAGAUAUUAUUGUGUCUAGUGUUAGUACAAAUUCUGUCUUAAUUCCUUCUUCAACUACAAUUCCAAAAACACCUGAAGAUCAUGUUUCAGUAAAUGAAGUUGGAGAACAAAGUGGUAUUAUUAAAGAAAUUCACCAGGUUGGAAUGUUAUCUCCAAUUCAAAUGCCAGUUAUUUCUGCUAAUAAGUUUAAUCCCAUUGCUGAGGCUGAUGAGAAUGCAUACUAUUCAAGCUCUUGA